GGGCUCCCCGUUUCUGCUUCUACACCGACCAGGUCUGGGUGACCUCUCCCCUGGCGCCGACCUCUCACCAAGGCCGCGCCUCCGCCCCCGCCCCCGCCCCCGCCCCCACGCGGCCCCGGAUGUUGACGGCGUCGCCUAGCAACGAGCGAUGGCGGACCCGGGAGACCCGCAGAGCAGGUCUCCCCUGGAGGGGCAAUCCAUUUUGGAAGAAGAUGAGGACCAGCAUGAGGAAGGCAAUGUGGUAUCACCCGAGGAGCAGGGCAGUGUCCCAACAGAAGAGGAAGAAGCAGCUGGGACUCCAUGGCAGACUGAGGAAGACACGGCGUUGGAAGAGGAGCUGGAGCCUGUGCUGGAAGAGUCCUCUGAAGUGAUCCAAGUUGGCUUCUCCAAGCAGGGCUUCUCUGAGCGGGGCUUCUCCGAGCAGGGCUUCUCUGAGCAGGGCUUCUCCGAGGAGGGAUUCUCCGAGCAAGGCUUCUCUGAGCAGAGCUUCUCCGACAGCAGCCCUGGGGAGGCGGGCGCCAGCCUGGAAGAGACAGAGGAAAGGCUCUCAUCCCCCAGGCACUCGUGGCAAGCCUUGGGCUCCUCAGAGCCACCUGGCCAGGGCAGCCCCCAACCUGCGGCUGGCCCCCAGAAACCGACAUCUCCUUCCAGGGAGCUCCAUCACCUCCGACUGAGCCAGGACAGCCUGGCCUCCUGGGGCCCAGAUGAGCCCCUGCCAGACGCUGAGGAACCAGAGGAGACCGAAGCUCAGCCCAGGGGAAGCUCCUCGGCCUUCCUGGAUAGGCUACAGCAGCUGAGCACAGAGGAAGCAGCCCUGGUGGAGAGAGUGGAGUCUGAAGGGAGUGAGGAGGUGGAUGUGAACGCAGCCCAACUGAUGGUUCUGGACCCAGAUCAUCCCCUGAUGCUAAGGUUCCAGUCUGCCCUGAAAAGCUAUCUCCACCGACAGAUCGAGAAGCUGAAACUGGAACUGCAAGAAUUGAGCAUGGCCAGCAAGCAGAGCCGGGCGCAGCGGCAAGAGCUCGGGGUGCAGCUGUAUGGGGUGCAGCAGAACCUGGCGCGCCUACAGAUGCAGCUGGAGAAGAACCACGACUGCCACUCGCUGGUGGCCAGCGCGCGCCGACAGAGGGAGGAGGAGCUGCAGGAUGUGCGAGUGCGCUACACGCGUGCCUUCCAGGCAGCAGUCGACGAGCGCAAGCAACUGGCCACCAUGCAGACGGACCUGGAGAAGCUGGCACUGAACCUGCUCUACUUGCAGAACAUUGACCAGGAUGUGCAGGCUGACAUUUACAUCAUGAAGCAAGUGGUGAAGAAGUCCACAGUGGAGCGCUUACAGGCAGAAAUGGACAAGAAGAAGCAGGACCUGUACGUGGACCAGCUGACCACAAAAGUCCACCAGCUGGAGGAACAGAUCGCCAUGUUGGAGGCCCAGUACUGCGCCCAGGCUGAGGAUACCCGCACUCUGCGGAAGGCAGGCAGCGAGGCUAGCACGGAAAUCGCCGCCAUCAGCGUGGAGAAGAAGCGGCUCCUGCAGCAGUGGGUCAGCAGCCUGGCGGGCAUGCGCAGCCGCGACGAGGCGCACCGGGCAGUGCAAGAGGCGCUCAGCGAAUACCAGCACCAGAGCAAGGCUGUGGAUGGGGAGCUGGAGGGCUACAAGAAGUCCAUUGUGAAGGAGGAGGAGAAGAAUGAGAAGCUGGUGCGCACCCUGCGCCGCAUAGAGGCAGAGGCUGGGCUGCUUCGGAAGAUGGGUGCACAGUGCCUGUCCAAGCAGGAGGCCCUGCAAGGCGAGUUCAACACUUAUCGCCUCACCUUGCAGGACCUGGAGGUCGCCAUUGCCAAGGUCCAAACGGAGCAGGCAGCUGCCCAGGGAGAGCUGCAGCUGGCCCAACAGAGCACCCAGAAUUUGAUGGAGCAGCGGCGCAAGAUAGAAGCUGCCAUGGUGGAGAAGCUCCAGGAGCACAUGACCUCUAACAAGAUGACUAAGUACUUCCAUCAGCUCAUCCGGAAGCUGCAGAAGGAGAAAACCAACCUGGUGACACACCUUUCCAAAAUCGAUGGGGACAUUGCUCAGGCCACGCUAGACAUCACCAACACACACUACCGGCAGGAGCUACACCAAAAGACACUGGUGGAGCUGGACCAGGAAGUGAAGAAGGCCACCGAACUCAUCAGCAAUAGCCAGAGCGAGAUCUCACGCCGCACCAUCCUGAUUGAGCGCAAGCAGGGCCUCAUCAACUUCUUUAACAAACAACUGGAGCAGAUGGUGUCAGAGCUGGGGGGGGAAGAGCUGGGGCCCCUGGAACUGGAGAUCAAGAGGCUGAGCAAGCUGAUUGAGGAGCACAAUGCCAGGCUGACACAGGCACAGGUGACCUGGCUACGGCUGCAGCAGGAAAUGGUGGCUGCCACGCAGGCACGGGAGGAGCAGCUGGCUGCGCUGGACAUGUUCCAGAAGGAGCUGCACAUACUAGAACAGAAGAAGCUGCGCAUAGAGAAUAAGAUCAGCCAGGAGCGAAAGGAGCAGAAGGACAUCGAGCGGCACAAGAAGGACCUGGACAAUGACCUCAAGAAACUCAAUGUGCUGCUGAGCCAGAAGCGCAGUAGCUCUGAGACACUGCAGCAGGGCAAUGUGGUGACAGAGAACGAAUUCGUGCGCUCACUCAAGGCCUCUGAGAAGGAGAGCAUCGAGAUGCAGGAGAAGCUGGACCAACUCAAUGAGGAGAAGGAAGCCAUCCUGAACAGUCUGGUGGAGGCAGAACACCAGAUCAUGCUGUGGGAGAAGAAGAUCCAGCUGGCAAAGGAGAUGCGAGCCUCUGUGGAUUCUCUGACAGGACAGACGGAGAUCCGGGCCAUGAAGGCCGAGAUCCACCGUAUGAAGGUCAGGCAUGGGCAGCUGCUCAAGCAGCAGGAGAAGAUGAUCCAUGACAUGGAGCUGGCCGUCGCCCGCAGAGACACCAUCGCCCGCCGGGCCGAGGCACAGAGCAAGACGGACGGGAAGCUGCUCACCAGGACAGACUUCCACCACAAGCAGAUUGAGCUCCGCCGGAAGAUCAGGGAUGUCCAGAAGGCCACCGAGGACUGUGCCCAGACCAUCUUGGAGCUGGAAGUGGCACAAAAAGCCAUGAGUGACAAGCUGGUGGAGAGGCAGGAGCAGCUGUCCCACAUGCAGGCCAGCUCUGAUGAGAUGGACUUGGACCUGGAGAGGCUCGCCACACUCAAGCGACAGAACCUCUCAGAACUGGUGAUGUUGCAGACACGCCUGAGGCACCUGCAGGCAGUGAAGGACAGCCGCUACGUGUACCUGUUCCGCUCCAUGAACUCACUGCAGAUCGAGCGCAAACGCAUGAACAACCGGCUGGCCACCAUUGCCAGCAUCCUGGACCAUGUGAACAAUGAGUACCCCCAGUUCCAGGAGGCACUGCUCAAGGUCAGCCAGGCCAUUGCCAGCACACUGGAGACACCCCCACCCUCCUAGAGCCCAGACCUCACUGGGAGCAGGGCACCUCCCCACCACCACCACUGCUCACCUCUGCACCCACACUCCUGCCCCUCACCGAAUUCCCUGAGAUUCAAGUCUACUGGCUGGAGAUGGUCUUGGGGAAGAAACACCGAACAUUCUUCAUCUGCCUUGUUCUCCUUCGUGUCCAGUGAGUGCUCCAUCACCACGCAUUGCUUACCUCAGCUGUCAACAUUUCACCUCUCUGUGAUUUACAAGGCGGACACCCCCCCCACACACAAUAUCUGACCAGCAGCCAGAAGAAAAAUAAAUUUUAUUUUCUGAA
This is a messenger RNA of Erinaceus europaeus (western European hedgehog), 3776 nucleotides long. RefSeq names its product coiled-coil domain containing 40 (gene CCDC40). Gene Ontology annotation, biological process: axoneme assembly; heart looping; epithelial cilium movement involved in determination of left/right asymmetry. The transcript is spliced from 20 exons. The record is from RefSeq and is a predicted model, not a curated record. Lineage: Eukaryota; Metazoa; Chordata; Mammalia; Eulipotyphla; Erinaceidae. Gene Ontology annotation, cellular component: cilium; cytoplasm. Bases 149 to 3469 code for a protein of 1106 amino acids.